Molecule: messenger RNA, 3221 nt
Organism: Fragaria vesca subsp. vesca
Lineage: Eukaryota; Viridiplantae; Streptophyta; Magnoliopsida; Rosales; Rosaceae
Product: G-type lectin S-receptor-like serine/threonine-protein kinase SD2-5-like
Exons: 1
Coding region: 538-3003 (821 amino acids)
Biological process (GO): protein phosphorylation
Molecular function (GO): ATP binding; protein serine/threonine kinase activity
Source: RefSeq, a predicted model, not a curated record
CCUCUCCCUCACUCUCUUGUAAAUCGGGAAUUCGGGAUCAGAAACACAUAGAUUCAUCAAGAUUCUAUAUUCCCUUCCCUCAAAGUCCAAGAACCAGUAUCUACAAGUCCAUCGAUUUCUGUGCUACCAAGAAAUGCGGUCAGUCAUAUUCUUCUAAUCUAUUCUCUGGCUCCUAGAUAUAGACUGCCACUGUUUUGCUUAUUGAACUGUAGGAAAACAGAACCACUGUUUUUUCUGGUUAUAAUUGUUGUGAUUUUGUUCUUCUGUAUUGGGUAGUUGCUGCUUCAAUCAAUCUGACUGUACCUUCAUAAAGUACUAGUCUUUUGUGGUACAAUCCCUCUUAAGUUGAAUUGUAGUCCAACUCCAAAUCAAUCUUGUGUUCUAAGCUUGAGUAUAAAGCUCAAGUGUCUGUAUUUUUCUUUGUUUCAAAAUCACAUUGAUUCACCCAAAAUCCCUGAACUUUGGAUAUAAACCCAUGUUGAUGGACUCAAUUCAGGGUCUUGUUUAGCCAAGUCGGCAGAUUUGGUGCAGUCAGUCAUGGGUUUGUUCCAGUUUAGAGCCUUGUGGCUCUUUAUGAUUUUCCUCCUUGAGUUGAAUACCUGCAUAGCUAGUCAGCAACAUUCAGCCCGGAUUUAUCCUGGGUUCCAGGCAACUCAGAUGGAAUGGAUUGACAAUGCCGGGCGGUUCCUGCUGUCCAACAACUCAGCAUUUGCUCUUGGAUUCUACCAAGGCCUUGAUGUGCUUGAUGUCAAGUCUUUUUUACUGGUGAUCAUUCACUCGGGCACUUCCAAAGUGGUCUGGACUGCUAAUAGGGACUCACUGAUUGCAAAUUCUGAUAAAUUUGCCUUUGACAAAGAUGGCAAUGUCUACUUGGACAGCAGUGAUGGUGUUGUUUGGUCUACAAACACAACAGGAGAAGUAGUUACAUCCAUGGAGUUGCAGGAUUCAGGAAACUUGGUGUUGCUUGGAGAGAAAGGAAGCAUUCUUUGGCAGAGUUUUAGCCAUCCAACUGAUACUCUUUUACCGGGUCAGGAGUUCUUGCAAGGAAUGAAACUCAAGAGCUUUCCGAACAAAAAUAACUUGUCUAAUUAUCUUGAGAUUCAGUCAGGCGAGUUGGUUCUGUAUGCUGGAUAUCAAACCCCACAGACCUAUUGGUCAAUAGCAGAUGAGAGCAGGAAAAGCAAUAACAAUGUCAGUGGCAAGGUUCACUCUGUGUCCCUGGUAUCCAACUCAUUGAACUUCUAUGAUCAAAGUAAGUCCUUACUUUGGCAAUUUGUUUUCUCUGACAAUAAUGAUCCAAAUGCCUUUUGGGCUGCUGUUUUGGGCCAGGAUGGCUCUAUCACCUUCCUUAAUUUUCAGAAAGGAAGUUCUGUUGUUGCUGAAGCAACUAAGAUCCCACAAGAGUCUUGCAGCCUUCCUGAGCAUUGUGAACCUUACAAUGUGUGCUUUUUGGAUGGUUGGUGCAAAUGCCCUUCACCUCUCAUCACUCGCUUUGAUUGCAAACCACCAGCAUUCCCAACUUGUAAUACCUCCAAAAGUUCAGUGAACCUUCUUUAUGUAGAUCAAAAGCUUGAUUAUUUUGCAGUUGGUUUCUCUAAACCUUCUUUAAAAUCCAAUUUGAGUUCCUGCAGAAAAGCUUGCCUUGAUGACUGUUCUUGCCUUAUUCUAUUCUUCGAAAACAGUACUGGAAAUUGUUUUAUGUUUGACCAAGUAGGGAGUCUGCAACGUUCAGCUACCAAUAGUAUUGGUUAUGAAGUAUAUGUGAAGGUCUUUAAUGAAUAUGUAGGGCUAAGCCCUGCAAAGAAGGCAAACCAAAAUCGAAGAAUGCACAUCCUUGUUAUAGUGGUCAUUUUGAUUGUAACAAUAUUGGUGUUGGUUGGUCUAGUUUCUUUUGGAUUCUUGUACUACCGCAAGAAGAAGAGAUUACUGGACUACUCUGAAGAAAUCAAGGAAGAGGAUGAUUUCUUGGAAAGUGUUUCAGGAAUGCCCAUUCGUUUCAGUUAUAGCGAUCUUAGCACAGCAACAAAAAAUUUCUCCAUAAAAAUUGGCAUAGGAGGGUUUGGUUCUGUUUACCUAGGUGAGCUUCCAGAUGGCAUCCAGCUUGCUGUAAAAAAAUUAGAGGGACAAUUUCAGGGGAAAAAAGAGUUUAGAGCUGAAGUUACUAUCAUUGGAAAAAUUCGACAUGCACAUUUGGUCAAGCUGAGAGGCUUUUGUGCAGAAGGGAUUCACAGGCUUCUUGUUUAUGAGUACAUGGCAAAAGGGUCUUUAGAUAAAUGGAUAUUCAAUAAAAAGAAGGAUGACCAUUUUUUGGAUUGGAACACAAGAUUCAGUAUUGCAUUGGGGACUGCAAAAGGGUUGGCUUAUCUCCAUGAAGAAUGUGAAGAGAAGAUUGUCCACUGUGAUAUAAAACCUGAAAAUGUUCUUCUUGAUGAAAAUUUCAAUGCCAAAGUUUCAGAUUUCGGUUUGGCUAAGCUGAUGAACAGGGACCAAAGCCUUGCACACACAACGCUGAGGGGAACGAGAGGGUACCUCGCACCAGAAUGGAUCACCAAUGCUGCCAUAUCAGAGAAAAGUGACGUUUAUAGUUACGGCAUGGUUUUGCUUGAAAUCAUUGGUGGAAAAAGGAAUUUUGCUCCAGGGGAGAGUUCAGGAAAAUCUCACUUCCCUUAUUAUGCCUUCAAACUUCUGGAAGAAGGAAACUUGAAAGAAUUCAUUGAUCCUAAGUUAGAUGUGGAUGAAAAAGAUGAGAAAGUAGUGGCUGCAAUCGAAGUUGCAUUGUGGUGUAUUCAGGAUGAGAUGCAAAUGAGGCCUCCGAUGACUAGAGUGGUGCAAAUGCUUGAAGGUUUUUGUGAUUUACCACCACCGCCAACAUCCUCCCCGCCAUCAGGUCCACAUUUGAGUUUCUUACGAUGGAACAGCAAAGAAGCUACUUCACCAGCAGGACUCACCGGUUACUAUAGUGAUAUGCCCAUGUCUGGUGUUCGGCUUUCGGGGCCAAGAUGACAGAAGCUUAUAUUAUCAAUGAAGAUGUCUGCAUGGGGUUUUAGGAUUUCAAGCAGGGUGUAAUGUCAGCUUAUGUAUCAUUAUCAGUUAAAAGUUUUGAUGCCUCAUUAAUUGCAUUUGCAUAUUCCAUUUUCAAUAUGAUUCAGUUUCCACUUCCCAGUCUGUGAGCUGCAUUUCUUUGCAUCUGUAGUUCAAAUCAGGAUCCAAAUUCAGCUGAG